Parasteatoda tepidariorum (common house spider) is the source of this 1026-nucleotide messenger RNA. RefSeq names its product elongator complex protein 6. Gene Ontology annotation, biological process: tRNA wobble uridine modification. NCBI's taxonomy places the organism in Eukaryota, Metazoa, Arthropoda, Arachnida, Araneae, Theridiidae. Gene Ontology annotation, cellular component: elongator holoenzyme complex. The record is from RefSeq and is a predicted model, not a curated record.
GUGAAAGCUAUAAGCAAAUCUUAAUCGUGCAAUAAGUUUUGAAAAUAAUAUUCUUGUCUUUGCUUAUGAAAAAAAAUACAAAGAAAAAACAAGCAAUUGAGAGGAAAUAAUUACACUUAAAAGCAGAUAUUUAAGAAUUUUAAGACCUUCAAGCAAUGGCAAGUGGUGACUUACUAUUUGAGCAUAUCACUUCAUUCCUUAAUUUUUCAAAUGAAGAGUCAAGAAAGAAGCAGUUUGUUCUUGCAAUCAAGGAUUCAUUAAGUGAUUUAAGUUUUGUUUUUGCUGAUUUUUUAUCAUUUUAUAUUAAACAAGACUAUCCAGUGAUCUUAGUAAAUUUAGCACAAUCCUUUCAUCAUUACAAUUAUAUCUUGUUAAAGUCUGGCAUAAAUUUAAAGACAUUACGCGAACAAGAUAAAAUUAUACAAAUUGAUGUUCUCGGAGAAGCUGAAAAUGUAAUUAGUUGUCCAGCGGAUGUCGUAAAUAAUUUACAAACUCUUUCUUCUGUUGUCUUGAAUUCCAGUGACUCACAUUGCUUAAAGCCUCUCUAUGAAUCUAUUGAAACCGGUUUGAAGAGCAUUUUAAAAUUAAAGCCUAAACAAUUUAUUUUACUAAUUGACGAAAUUAAUGUUUUAAUCAACCUUGGUGUUCCUUUAAAAGCCAUACAACUGUUUAUUCAGAGAUGUUUUGCUUUGUGCGUCAACGGAACUGAAACAGCUGGUCUAUUAUUAGUUGGUGCACUUCAGGAUGGUAAUGACUCUGAAAGUGUUAAAUAUGUGAAUUUCCUUUCCCAUAUUUGUGAUAUCGAGCUUCAUAUUGAAGGUUUAAAAACUGGAUACAGUAAAGAUAUCCAAGGAAAAAUGUCAGUCAAAACUAGAGAUAAAGCCCAUGGAUCAUUUACAAAUCAGAAAUUGUUCUUCAAAGUUGAAGAUAAAGGAGCAAAAUAUUUCACUCUAUCUUCUUGAUUGUUACCAACUUUCUUUUUGUUAUGGACUUAAAGUUUGUUAAUAAAUCUUUUUUAUCCAUUUA